AUGAUGGAAUCAAUUGCCAUGCAACGGCGACAAACGGCCACCACUGGAGGUGGUGCUCUGGCUGCCUUGGCGGAACUCUGUGACUGCAAAGAAUAUGGGAACCCCCCUUCUUUGUCACACGGUAGGCCGCCAAUGAACUCGAAAUUGGUAUUUCCCAAAUUGUUCAAUAGCAACACGAGGCCGUCUAUAAUAAGGGUUGUCGCUCCCAGAUUUCCGGGCGCCACGUUGACCGAACCUACACCAGUCAGUCCACUAAGAAAUUCUUUGCUGAAUCAACAAAGAAACAUGGUCGGAGAUGUUCUAUCAGCCUCUUUGUCCCUUGCAGAAUUGUCCCAAUCACCCGUUGUCUUUCGAGGAGACGGGUCAAUUCUGGCAGAGAAAGCACCUUCAGCAUCAAGCUCAGACUCAGUAUCAUCAAAGUCGGCUACUUCUUCGACAUCCAUCAAGCCUCGAACCAAGCAAACACGUUGCCUGUCAAAGCCAGUUGUUGGAACUGAAGCAACAGCUACUCCUCCAACCCAAGGAAAUGGGAAUGUUCGGUUUCGACAGUAUCAAGUCACCACUUGGUCUCAAAGACUCGAGGAAGUCCAGGCCUUUGUAAGGCAGCAUGGCCAUUGCAUGAUUCCAAGCGACUAUCCACCCAAUCAAAAGCUUGCCAAAUGGGCCAAACGACAACGAUGUCAGUACCAACUCUUCCAAUCCAAUCCAACCAAAUCCAGCAUGACGGCGGAACGCAUUCGAGUUUUGGAAGAUUUCGGAUUUUGUUGGCAAAACAAAAUGUCCGUCUGGCAAUCCCGCUACGAAGAACUCUUGCAAUUCCAUUUGCAGUUUGGGCAUACCCAAGUUCCAUCCUCGUACAAGCCGAAUCAACGGCUGGCCACAUGGGUCAAGUGUCAACGACGCCAAAAACGAUUGCGAGACCGAGGCAAGCCAAGCAGCAUGACCGGUGAUCGUAUUGCCUUGUUGGAUUCCGUCAAUUUUGUAUGGAGAAUGUAUCCAAGCAAUCCACGAGACGAAUAG
Molecule: messenger RNA, 1020 nt
Organism: Cylindrotheca closterium
Lineage: Eukaryota; Bacillariophyta; Bacillariophyceae; Bacillariales; Bacillariaceae
Source: the annotation of a GenBank genome assembly